AUGCAUGGGUACACCAACUUGCUCUCCCUCUCUCUACUAGGGUUAACUACUACUUAAUCAUUUGGCUCAGAAAUUGGGGCAGGGCUGCAUCUAUUCUCCUAGACAAGUAGAAUACGCGAGCUAACUAGCUAAUUCCUGCUGAGGCCACCGUGCGCACCACCUUUGCGCUUUUACCGCCGGCCGUCCGGCCAACAUAUGGAGUCCAACGGUGGCGAGGGAGAGGGCAACAUCGACCUCAACCUCUCCCUGCAGCGGGCCUCGUCGCCGGAGUGGUUUGGUUACUUCCCCUGCUCCUACUGCGACAAGAAGUUCUACUCCUCCCAGGCGCUAGGCGGCCACCAGAACGCCCACAAGUCCGAGCGCAGCGCCGCCAAACGCACGCGGGAGCUGGCCUACACGCGCCGCCAGGGCCAAGUGGGCCAGCUCGGUGAGGCCAGCAGGAGAGAGAAGGACCCGGCCAGCAAUGCCACCGGGAGCUCCUCGCACAGGAGGGCGUCCCCGCCGGAGGCGGCUCGCCGGGACCUCAUCAACGAGGAGAUCGAUCUGUCCCUCAAGCUCUGAUAUUAGUUGCUCAUUGCCUACUGGAUCGAGGUUUUUGUAACUGCAAACUUCUGGUCGAUUCUCCUUAUUAUUAUUAUUUUCUUGAUGCUGGUCAAUUCCUCUUCUCUUGAUUCUUCUGGAGUAGUUCUCAGUCGGUGAUUGCCUAACGACGAGCUUCUGAGAAUAUAUCUGGUUGAUCUCUAUGACUCCAUUCAGUGCGUAGAUUUAUGUCAGUCAACUUUAACAUCUGUAUUUC
Messenger RNA from Aegilops tauschii subsp. strangulata, 796 nucleotides. RefSeq lists its product as uncharacterized. The record is from RefSeq and is a predicted model, not a curated record. Gene Ontology annotation, biological process: negative regulation of abscisic acid-activated signaling pathway. NCBI's taxonomy places the organism in Eukaryota, Viridiplantae, Streptophyta, Magnoliopsida, Poales, Poaceae.